Messenger RNA from Nilaparvata lugens (brown planthopper), 2187 nucleotides. RefSeq lists its product as uncharacterized. The transcript is spliced from 4 exons. Lineage: Eukaryota; Metazoa; Arthropoda; Insecta; Hemiptera; Delphacidae. The record is from RefSeq and is a predicted model, not a curated record. Bases 101 to 1858 code for a protein of 585 amino acids.
AGAUCCACAGGUUGGCGACUCUAUAAAAGACGCCGAGCGACGCUCCUGCCCUUACCAGUGUGUGGUGGACGUCCUGUCAUACUAACGCCACUAAUCAAGGAUGGGUCAUCUACUCCACUAUCGACUACAACUAGUACUGGCGCUGUUACUGGCGCCAAUGCAACUGUGCUGGGCUGCUACUGGCUCGUCUUCUGACAACCAGCUGCCAUCGGAUGCCGAACUACUGUCCACUUGGGGCAAGCCGGAGGGGCAGUUGGCCAGCAAGGGCCAGCCCGAGGAGAUCAGCCCGCUGGCUGGACUGGCUUCGGAUGAGGAGAGUUUCAAUCGGCUGAUGGUGCUCGCUGGCUCGCACAUGCACCCCGGCUACUAUCACUCGGGGGCCGCGAGUCAGGGUCAAGUUGUGGGGCCCGCCCCUGGGGGCACUUUCCAUUUCGUGUCGUCCACUUUCCCAGAAGUAGACGCGAGAGGUUUUCACGAGUCGGUGUUCGACAGCAUUGGCGACUACUUCCCAUCCUGGCCGAGGGCGGCCAAGCGGAUGGACUCUUCCUACCAUCACCGCAUCACACCCAUCAGCAAAGUGGUCGUCAAGAAUCCCACUGCUUUCGCAUCUCUCAGGAAACGAGCUUCUGAUGAGAUGACCUACUGGCCUGAGGCUGCACUGUCUCGCAAGAAACGAGAAGUAGCACCACCAUCCAACAAAACUCUCGAACCUGCUGAAAACAGUCACCAUCAAACUGACCAGCAUCGUUCUUUCGGUGCGAAGCAUGUGUCAUAUGUCAAACACCUUACAAAUAGCGCUGACACCAAGGACGCGGCCAACAGUCGAACUAAACGAUCAGGAGCAUUGGAGUCCAGACUGAGACGAGCUCGUGGUUCAAUGGGGUUUCAUGCUGACACUUUCUCUGAUGGGUUUGGAGACUUCCAAACCAUGAAACGGUCCCACUAUUCCCGCCAAAAUGUGUUGAAUAAGAUUUUGGCGCCUCUGAUCACUGAGUACGAUGAGCGGUUGACUAAACGAAGACCAGAGAUGGAUUCUAUGGGGUUCCAUGGUGAUACUUUUGGAGGGGGAUUUGGAGAUUUUGAGACUAUGAAAAAGAGGAGACCAGAAAUGGAUUCCAUGGGAUUCCAUGGGGAUACAUUUGGAGGCGGAUUUGGAGAUUUUGAGACCAUGAAAAAAAGGAGGCCUGAAAUGGAUUCAUCUGGAUUUCAUGGAGAUAUGUUUGGAGGCAGCUUUGGUGAUUUCGAGACCAUGAAGAAGAGACGUCCUGAAAUGGAUUCAUCAGGAUUUCAUGGUGAUAUGUUUGGAGGCAGCUUUGGAGACUUUGAAACUAUGAAAAAACGUCGUCCUGAGAUGGACUCCAUGGGGUUUCAUGGUGAUACCUUUGGAGGGGGUUUCGGUGAUUUUGAAACCAUGAAAAAAAGACGCCCCGAGAUGGAUUCCAUGGGGUUUCAUGGUGAUACGUUUGGAGGGGGCUUCGGUGAUUUUGAAACCAUGAAAAAGAGACGCCCUGAAAUGGACUCUAUGGGUUUUCAUGGGGAUACAUUUGGUGGAGGGUUCGGGGACUUCGAGACCAUGAAAAAGCGUCGCCCUGAGAUGGACUCUAUGGGUUUUCAUGGAGAUACCUUUGGAGGGGGAUUUGGAGACUUUGAAACUAUGAAAAAACGUCGUCCAGAGAUGGAUUCGAUGGGUUUUCAUGGUGAUCUAUUCACCGGGGACAUGGGAGAUUUUGAAACCAUGAAGAAAAGAUCGCUACCAGUGAAGAGAAAAGAGACUGUUGAUUUUGUUUCUCCCUCUUCUACGGAAAAUCAUCAACAUCCCAAAUCAAUCCUGUCCCAACUGUCCUCCCACUUGUCUUAAAUCAAACACAUCAACAAACUUCCACUCUUUUAUCUUCCUUGUCUAGGAUCGAAACAGACAUGUCUAGAUCAACUGGAAUACAUGUCAACACUUCUAUCUUCCUUAUCUAUGAUCUUCCGAAUACUUCAAGUCCUUUUUCAAAUCUUCAAAGAUUUCAACCACUCUAUUCUUCUAUCCACAACUUUAAAGAAGAGAGGAACAAUGAUUUCCUUAUCUAUCUUUAUGAAAAAUGAAUACUACUAUUGUUCUUGUAAAUUGUUUGUUGAAACAGAAUAGAUAUGUAUUCAGUAUUUAUAUUUGUUGAAUAAAAUUUAAUAUUUUUGUUUUGU